CCCAACCCCAAAGCUCGCGGGGCCGGGGCCGAGCUGCGCCCGCCAGGGCUGGCGGGGACCCGGAGGCCAAAAUCUGGGUUCCCAUGGCGACGCCGGGAGGUGGCGGCUCCCGCCACGCGCGCACGCGGUCUCUCGGGGGCGUCGGCGGCCGCCUCGGUCCUCCGUAUUUUCUGUAUUCAUUUCUUUGGUUCUGACUCGGACUGGAGUACUGUAAGGAGAUAGUACUUUAAUCAUCUGCACAUCAAUAUUUAUGGAGUAGCCACAGGUGCUUCAUCCUGUAGUGGGAGUUCAUUAAUUAUGCAUUGAUUGGCCAAAUAAACAUCGAAUGUGAAAUUAUAUCACUGAAAACACUUUUGAGGUCCAAAUCUUGGCGCAUUCUACCUAUAUUUUAUGGACUCUGAUCUAAUCUCUGAAUUGACUUUUGUUUAAGUAACUCCAUGGAUUCCUUUGGGCAGCCCAGACCAGAAGAUAACCAGUCAGUAGUCAGCCGAAUGCAAAGGAAAUACUGGAAAACAAAACAAGUAUUUAUCAAAGCAACAGGAAAAAAGGAGGAUGAACAUGUGGUAGCAUCUGAUGCAGAACUAGAUGCUAAACUUGAGGUUUUUCACUCCAUUCAAGAGACAUGCACUGAACUUCUGAAGAUAGUUGAGAAAUAUCAGCUAAGACUCAAUGUUAUAUCGGAGGAAGAAAAUGAACUAGGGCUAUUUUUAAAGUUUCAAGCAGAACGGGAUGCAACCCAAGCUGGCAAAAUGAUGGAUGCCACUGGCAAGGCUCUCUGUUCUUCAGCCAAGCAAAGACUGGCCCUAUGUAUUCCCCUGUCUCGUCUUAAGCAAGAAGUAGCAACAUUCAGUAAAAGGGCAGUAUCUGAUACCUUGGUGACAAUUAAUCGGAUGGAGCAGGCACGCACAGAAUACAGAGGAGCUUUACUGUGGAUGAAAGAUGUAUCUCAGGAACUUGAUCCAGAAACCUUAAAACAAAUGGAAAAAUUCAGAAAAGUGCAGAUCCAAGUGAGAAAUAGCAAAGCUUCUUUUGACAAGUUAAAGAUGGAUGUUUGUCAGAAAGUGGAUUUACUUGGAGCUAGUCGCUGCAAUAUGUUAUCUCAUUCACUCACUACCUACCAGAGAACACUGCUUGGAUUCUGGGAGAAAACAGCUGGAAUGAUGUCCCAAAUUGAUGGGGCCUGUAUUGGCUUUCAUCCUUAUGGUUAUGUAGCUCUCAAGCAACUUCAAGACACUUCAAGCAAGGUUACUGAAGAUCACAAAGAAGAACAAGUAGAAAACAGUUUUCUUACUGAAAACCUCAAUAAGUUAGUUUUGCCAGAUGAGGAAAUUAGCUUGGAAAGUGAACCAGUUGAAGAGAACAAGGAAAGAGGAUUUGGAGCACCUCAAUUUUCAAAUUCUGAAAAUGCUGCAAAAGAUCUGCAUAUAGAUUCACUGGAAGAAGAUUUUGAGAAAGAAUUCUCAUUUCUGAACACUCUGAUAAGUCCCGGUUCUUCAAGUAACAGUGAACUUACCCAAGAAUGCCAGACUGCAUUUGGGAGCCCCAAUGCCAGUCUAAAGGAGCCUUCUGUGGGGUCUGAGUCUCUUGCUCAUUCUUCUGGAUUUCUUCCUUCACAACUUUUUGAACUUGGCCUUCAUGCUCCUGGAGCUUUCAACAGCUGGGCCUCGCGAGGGGGUACAGACCUUCCUCUUUCACACAUUGAUAACCCGCCAGUGCCUUCACAGAGUCCAAAGAAGUUAACAAGAUCUGUCAACAAUGGCAACCAAGACAUGUCAGCCUGGUUCAAUCUAUUUGCAGACUUGGAUCCACUUUCAAACCCAGAUGCCAUUGGGCAUGCAGAUGAUGAACUUCUUAAUGCUUGACUGAAGUUAUUAUGUCCCUUCAAUGGCCUUGAGACAUCAAUUUUGCAACAUAAUUGCCUUUGUGGAAAGGAGUUUAUAUUUUAACCCAUACACAAAAGCAUCAUGUUUGUGAAUUUAACAUUUGUCAACCAACUUUAGACAGAUGGUAAAGACCACAUUUGAAUAGAUUAAGUAUCUCUUUACUACCUUGAUUUGUAGCUUUUGAUAUGUUGAAAAAUAUUAUACACUCUUGAAUCUGAACUAGAUAACAAGAUUUAUUUCAAAACAGCUAGGAAUAUUUUGUCAAUAAGGAGGUGGGCUAUUACUUUGGAAAGUCUUUUACAUGAAAAUUGCCUUGACAGCUUAGAAGUCUCAAUGUGGCUAAAAGAUAGCAGAAAAGUUAGGGUUGUGGCCUGGGAUUGGUUUGUUAAAACAAUGAGAAUUUUUUUAAAUGGAAAAUAACAUUAGAACCAGACCAGUUUUUGUCUUUAGAAAGGUAGAUAAGAUUUUCAAACCCAUUUUGCUUCAGUGAAAUCACAGAGAAAUGUGGUGCUUGUUUUUUCCACUUGGAAGCUAAAAUGUAGUAUUUCCUUUCAUACAAAAUCAUGGACAUCCCUCAAUUUUGUUAUUGACUUUUUAUGAGGAAAUAGAUUUGUAAGUCCAUUCUCCAUAGAAAUGGGGAACAAACCCUCUUCUCAUCCCAUGAACCAAGAGUUUCCAGUAAUAGUCAAGAUAAUGUUCAGGUGUCAUCAGCUCUGGUUUCCUACACAUUUCUGUGCUAAUAUGUUCCCUUCCUAGAGAUGACAUCAUUUAAGGCCGUAUGUGAUUGCUAAGAAAACUGUUGCCAUUAUAGCAUGUAGAAUCUCAAUGUUGGAAGAAGGCUCUUUAAUAUAACUUAGUGUUUAGUUUAUGAAAACACAGCCACCAUAUAUACAUAUCAAGUUCCAGCUCAGUUUUCUUGCGCAUCCUUUAGUUUUGAGGUAGUUCUCCAGGGUUCUUUUGUCAACCAGUCUGUUUCUUCUUCAUAAGAAAACAUUUUCACUAAAUUAGCAUUGGAUCCCCAUAUGAUCCUAGUUCUAAACAAGAUUAUCAAAGAAUUGUCAUGUCAGAGUCAUUGUAUAUAGAGAACAUUUUUAUGACUAGACCAGAGUA
Sorex fumeus (smoky shrew) is the source of this 2993-nucleotide messenger RNA. RefSeq names its product islet cell autoantigen 1 like (gene ICA1L). The transcript is spliced from 15 exons. Bases 438 to 1862 code for a protein of 474 amino acids. Lineage: Eukaryota; Metazoa; Chordata; Mammalia; Eulipotyphla; Soricidae. Gene Ontology annotation, molecular function: protein domain specific binding. The record is from RefSeq and is a predicted model, not a curated record. Gene Ontology annotation, cellular component: Golgi apparatus. Gene Ontology annotation, biological process: regulation of transport.